AGAACUAGACAUUCUAUAACAUAAUAAAAGUUAACUUAAAAGUUGAACCACCCCUUUAAUGCCAAAGGAACCUUGGAGCCGCCACCAUCUUGGACCAAGCAGUAGCUCCAGGGUUGCAUCAGUGCAGUGAGUCUGUAAGCAGAGCACACGUGUCUCUAGAAUCAGGUGCAACUCUGGGAUUCUGAUUGGUUCCUGUCCUACAGUGCAUUGAGCGGAGUACUGCAAGCAAGCAAGUCUGAGCGGAACAUAUCUAAACAGAUGCACCUCGGGUUUCUUCUCUUGCACAAGAUGCAUCACAUUCCCUUAUGUGGCACCCAGAACCAUCAAUAGAAUGCACAGGUAUCAGCAUUAGUUUUGCUGUAAAGGACACACACAGUGUUGUGGUUUUUUUUUUGGUUUUUUUUAAGUCGUCCUCAUCAUACAGCCAAUGAGAAAUAAUAUAAAAAGCCUGAUUUUAAUUUGUACAAAAACAAUUGUGUCCGUUCCUCUCCAUUCCCAUAAACACAGUAGCAUAUGGGUAGCCAAUCACAGAGACCUAUAUCCCACUAACAGUUCUUCUGGGGCACUUGGGCACAGCGUAUUCUGAACAACAAUAUUUGUUUUUUUGUAUGAGGAUCUCUUGUUUUCAGUCCUAACGUGACGUAAAAAUGUGGAUUAUAAAAUGCCUAAAGUUCAUUUAGUAACAACAGGCAGGAGUUACCCGUUCAAUACACCAUAACAACACAGCGUAACAGAAACAAGUCAAACAACUAUAAAAACACAGCAGCAGCCUUCACUGUAAUGGUUGCACUUGUAGAAUAACAUUGGAUGUCCUAAGAGAGGUGCCAGUGUGCUGUAGUGCAGUUCUACAUAGCUACCAAUCAGCUUCAUAGCUACGUCAUUCCAAAUAACAUGGGACCAAUCGGCAACGUAUGGAUUAUAAGGGAGACCCUGAGUGGCUGUUUGUGUUAAUGUGCAAAAAAACAAGUCAUUUCUCAUUAGCAUUUUUAUAAGCCACUUCUCUGCUGAAGAAGAGCAAACCCAGCUCAGAGUUCAGUGCACAUCACCCCCUGAAUACACAGGCACAAUAUGGCCGACUGUGAGCCAGGCCUCGUCUUCCACUCAACAACUCUAGCUUUUAGUAUGUCAGUAGUUUUAAUAAAGUGUAUAAAGUGCAAUGGAGCAGCUCAUGGAAACACUUCCAAACACUUCUGCCCCCCUCAUCCCAACAAGAGUGCUGCACCCGAAGCUUGGGAACAGCCAAAUAAUGCCACCCACCUAAUAGAUAUUGAGCUUUAAUUGCAAGCCUGAGAUCCAGAGCAAAAGAAAUACAAAAAUACUUGUAACACCAACAACAUGCAACCUGCAAUAACUCCCACUGUGUUUAUACACCUGGUGAUUUAGGAUCAAGCAUUAACUCUCAUGUCAAAAUGAUGAGAUUAAAUGGAGACAAAUAUAAUGAUAUGCAAAAUAUGGGGCUCAGAUCUAUGCAAGAAACCCAAGUCCAGGCUGAGAUUCACAAUUGGCCCUGACAUUUCAGGAACACAGAGGGAGAAAUGUAAAGUGCGGAAAAUUUGACCUCACAGGCUCAAGUCUAGUCUGACGGAGAGACAACAGGGAACGAAAAGCAAGAUGGUGGCACAGCAAAAGAAACUUCCCUGAGCCAGUGCUAUUUUCCUAAAAGGGGCACCAGCCAGGGAAAUAUCUGUAUUUAAUGAGGUUUGUAAAAGAUCCCAAGGAACCAGCAAUGCAGUUAUUGUAUCACACAGCCCCCAGCCUACAGGUAAUGCAAACAUCUCCACAGGAGUAGGACCCAGGGCCAAUAUACAAGUAAAGAUUUGCAAAGUCACAUGUAGAUAUAUAUGAUGUGCUAAGGACGGAUAUAAAACAUAAAAUAUGUGUGUUCAUUACAAAUUGCAGAGCAGUAACAGUGACAGACACCACUCAUUAGCACAUAACUGUUAGUCACCCCCAGGGGUUCUCCGUAAGGAACAGGUUGGGGUAUCAACUUUAACACAAAUGGGAAGCCCAGUGGAUUGGCCUGUGGCCUAAACUUCUACUCCCCUAAUAUCUUACAGUAGGGCACAUACCCAUAUAAUCUAUUAAGGAAACUGCUGAGAUAAUAAUUACAGUAAAAAUCUAUGGCACAAGCAGUUCUGACAGUAAUUACAGCAGCAUUUGAGUCUGAUUUGCCUGAUUUUACUUUUUAUUGAAUGAGUUUUUGGUGCAGAUAACCAUAAAGUUUAGUAUCCCAGGGCUUCCUCUCUGCCAGGCCUCACACUGCUGGUGAAGCAAAGGUGCCCACACCCACAUCCCAUAAUGCACUCUGACUGGGAACAACUGGCUCAGUCGGUUAAAACCGUUUAAACUGCAUUUGGAGAUUGAUGGUGGAUCAGUGGUGGAUCAGUGCUGGAAAAGCGAUUGGAUUUAUUCUGGAUUAUAAACGCUGAAUUAUUCCUUGCGCCCCUCACACAAUCACACCCACUCACAGACACCUUACACCUUCAUCAAUAAUUGUGCUUUCUGCCAUUUAUUGUCCCACACAACUUCUGUCCCUACACUCACACCCUCACUCAUCUCUUGGCAUACUCCUUCCCUCCACAUAUUUCUUUUGCAGGACUUUUAUUUUGCAGGUUGGACCCAUCCUCUCUUUAUCUACAGCAGACUGAAAAUGUCUGGAAGGUAUAGAAAGAGGACCUACAGCGAGGCCAUGUCCCCGGACAAUGAGAGGCCUUGGAAGAGAAUGCGCAGUGAGGAGAAGAGUAGGAGCCCUGCGCAUAGUGACAGGCCUGAACCAGCUGCCGGCAUGGACUUCUACCAACUGCUGGAAAAAGAAGCAGUCAAAAGAAGCCUGGACGUGGACUCAUGCAUGAAGACGUCGGACAAGUACCUCCUGGCUAUGGCCAAGAUAUAUAUGCAGCGUGCUGGACUGCACAAGGAGGAAUACACCGAAAUGAAUUUCAUUACUGCCCUGUUACUCGCCAACGACAUGGAGGAGGAUUUACAAUUCCCUCAGUUGAUCUACAAAUUGGUCAAUGGCAAAGAUUGGCAGAAAAAAUGGAAGGAAUUGAGGGCGAGGCGACUAGAGUUGUGGGCCAGAAUGAAUUUCCAAGGUUGGGUGAACAGAACAUCAUGUGAAGAGGCAAUGGUAGAUAACCCGACUCACUGGGCGUGGAAGCGUGAGAGACACGAGGGCCAUGGACUUUCCAUCAAAAGUCACGCCAGAAAAAGGGAAUUCUAUUAUUUCAAGGGCUUUCCCAAACAUUUCCCGCAAGAAUGUUCUGUGUGCAGAGUGAAAGCCACGGAGGAAGCCCAGCCUGCCAAGGUGCCAUUCAAGAUAAGAAUGAAGAACACCUGGAAGAAAAAAGACCCUCCAGCAAAUGAUAUAGUAUAGUACUGUAGUGUAGAGCUGUAUAUUUAAUUAUAGAUAUAUAUUAUCAAAGUAUUUCUCAUUUAAAUGCAGACAUUACACAAACAACUUAGAGCGUUAAAGGUAGAUAUUUUUUUAGAAAACAUUUAGUUCUGACACCAAAGUUUUUACUUAGUAAUGGGAUUAUAAUGUUUAAUAUUUACAUUUUAAUAUAAUCUGGGUAAUUCAGGGCAGUGAUUUUAUUCACCGCCAUUUCACGUCUUUGCAUUUAAAUAGAGAUAUUUUAAUAUGUAUCAUAGAGUUUUAAUUAUAAGUAGUAUAUAUUUGUUUUAUUUAGUACAUUAUAGAGCAUUAAAGGUAGAUAUUACUUCAGGAAAGAUAUUAAUUUUCUGACACCAAAAUUCUUAAUUUGCAAUGGGAUUAUAAUGUUUAAUAUUUAAAUUUUAA
Molecule: messenger RNA, 3796 nt
Organism: Xenopus laevis (African clawed frog)
Lineage: Eukaryota; Metazoa; Chordata; Amphibia; Anura; Pipidae
Product: speedy protein 1-B-like
Exons: 8
Coding region: 2651-3373 (240 amino acids)
Source: RefSeq, a predicted model, not a curated record